UCUCUAAUGGAAAAGGUUGAUAUCUGAAGAGAAUCGAGUUCCUCGUGUAUCUCCUCUUGAUAAUAAACAAAGGGUCAGAUUUAUGGAAAAAGUCACUCAUCUCUAAAAACCAAUUACAGCUUUGUUAUGAGAGCUGUUUAUUUUGAACUGCUCCACGAGCAGUGGAAGUGACAACAGUAUCUGCCAACACUUUGCUCUUUGUUGGGGCAGCGGGCCAUCAGCACAGAGGGGUCUGUCAGCUCAUAAUGUUUAUCAGGUCCUGACUGAUGAAAUAAACAAAAAACUAAAUUUAAUAUAUCAUGUUUCAAUCUGAACUCAGUUGAAUAAACAAUGAUCCGGAAAAGAUUAAUGCCCUUCCACACUGGUAACAGUAAAGAGGUGUGUGUGUGUCAUGGAAUAUAUGAGCAGAGGGGCUGAGGGGGGAAGCCACAUCAGGGAUCUAGACCUAAGUCGCCCCAACUGUCCCACACCAGACAAAAGGUUUUAUUUUUGUCUUCCAGGGGGGAUUGACAUAACCAACAUGCCUGAGAAAGUAGCAGAGAAGAAAUCAAAAAUAUCAGCCUCUCGCAAACUGAUGCUCAAGAGUCUCAUGGUUGCCAAGGCAACAGAGAACUUGGAGUUGGAGAUGAUGGAGAAGGAGAAGGAGAAAGUCAAAUACCUGGAGGAGAAGACUCCACCAUUACAGACCAGCAGCAUGUCCAUCACAGAGCUGAGGACACUAUGUGAAGAGCUGCACGCUAAAACUGAAAUUGUGGAUGAGGAACGGUACGAUAUCGAAGCAAAGGUCCUGCACAACACAAGAGAGAUUAAAGACCUGAAAUUUAAAGUUCUGGACCUGCGAGGCAGGUUUAAGAGACCCAACCUCCGGAGAGUGAGAUUUUCUGCCGACGCCAUCCUUCGAUCACUGCUGGGAUCCAAACAUAAGGUUUCCCUGGAUCUGAGGGCAAACCUCAAAUCAGUGAAGAAGGAGGACACGGAGAAGGAGAAGACUGUGGAAGUGAGCGACUGGAGAAAGAACGUAGAGGCCAUGUCAGGGAUGGAGGGUCGCAAGAAGAUGUUUGAUGCAGCAAACAACCAAUAACUGUGACGUUCAUACUCUGAUAUGAACCAGUCGCCAUAAAAGUCUGACUCUGGCAUUUUCACACAAACAUAAACUUUUUAUUCAGCCAUGUGAAAUCAAGUGUUUUAAAUUCAAAAUAACAUUAAAAGUCGGAUCAAUGCUUUUAGCAUCUUUGCAUCAGAUUUCGUACUGCUUUAUAUUCUGAUGAUUGUCCUUAUAAAACAACACUACUUUAUGUCUUAUGUCACUGUUGUUAAAAUAAAAGCAUGUAUUUGGA
Molecule: messenger RNA, 1337 nt
Organism: Cynoglossus semilaevis (tongue sole)
Lineage: Eukaryota; Metazoa; Chordata; Actinopteri; Pleuronectiformes; Cynoglossidae
Product: troponin I, slow skeletal muscle-like
Exons: 7
Coding region: 392-1081 (229 amino acids)
Biological process (GO): skeletal muscle contraction; cardiac muscle contraction
Cellular component (GO): troponin complex
Source: RefSeq, a predicted model, not a curated record